Molecule: messenger RNA, 940 nt
Organism: Prorocentrum cordatum
Lineage: Eukaryota; Dinophyceae; Prorocentrales; Prorocentraceae
Source: the annotation of a GenBank genome assembly
AGCUGUUUUGGCUCCGGGCUCGGACGGGCGCCCGCGGCGCGCUCCCCUCGUUGUCCGCCGCCGCUCGCUGCCCCGGGCUGCGGCCCCGCAUGGGCAAGAAGCGGAAGGGCGCGCCCGAGCAGGGGCCGGAGGCCGAGCAGGGGGCCGGCGGCAAGCGGGCGAAGGGGAAGGGCCGCCCCGCGGACCUGACGGACGGGCAGCUGGAGGAGCGGGAGCGGGAGCUGGCGGAGGACCUGCGCAGGUCCCGGUGGGAGCGCGAAAGGGUGCGGGGCCAGCAGCCGCCCAACAGCGGGAGGAUCGCCUGGCAGCGGGAGGUCACCGUGGCCAACAACAGGCUCCACAGAGUCGAGAGCCUCUACAACGAGGUGCUGGCUGAGAUGGGCAAGCGCGGGCACGCGGCAGUGGACGCCGCUGCCCCGCUGGUCGGUGCUGCAGCGGUGCCCCGCCCAGGCUCGGGAGGUCCGGGGCUCAGCGGCCAGUGAGCCGGGGGUUGCCUGCGGCGGAGAGCGCGGCCCUUGGUGUGCGAUGCCAUUUCCCGUCGCCUCGUCUCUGCGGCCCUGGUGCCCUGUUCCUUUCCCCUUUGCCCUGCCCCUCUGCGCCCUUUUCCCAUCCGUGCCCUGCCUCCGCUUUCCCUCUCGCCCGUUGCUGCGUCUCUGUGGGCUGCUCUCGCCGCCCUGGCCGCCGCUUUCCUGGUCCGUCCUUCCCCCGGUUCUCUGUGCCUCUGUUCCGCGCUCACUGUGACCGCCACGCUGCUGCGCACGUGGCUCCCGACCUAAAAAGUGUGAUGCUCCUCCCUGUCCCACCAAAGGGGCGGCCGUCCGACGCGGGAAUUUAUACAUUACCACCGCUUGGAGGAUCAACUUUGGACUAUAUCCAUGUCCACCGCCCGCUGGGGCACCACGACGUCGGUUCCCAUGCGGUGGAUUAUCCCAGUGCGACC